This is a messenger RNA of Xylona heveae TC161, 1740 nucleotides long. RefSeq names its product transmembrane protein UsgS. The transcript has 5 exons. The record is from RefSeq and is a predicted model, not a curated record. Lineage: Eukaryota; Fungi; Ascomycota; Xylonomycetes; Xylonales; Xylonaceae. Bases 237 to 1352 code for a protein of 371 amino acids.
CGAGAAUUUCGAACUCUCACCACGUGCAUAUGUUUGAACCCUGAAAGCGCCAAGCGCUACGAUCCUCUGUACAGCUUUCUAGAAUAAUCUCUAUUCAAUGUGUCAAAUUCUUUGAAGCCUGAAAUCCAUUGGAAAUUACUGGCACGACGCUCUGUUCUGUGUCUCUCUUUUUACUACAUCCCACUCCAAUCGCUUCCCCGCAGGCCGCAACCCUUGGCAGCUCUCCAUUUUCAUCAAUGUCGAACUUUGAUCCCAAUGCCAUCAUUCGCGGGGCGCAAUUGACCAUCGUUGGAGCUUAUCGUGCAUUACAAAACCCGGCGCUCUUCAAAUAUGAGCAUUAUCGACAGGCUGCACUUGCAGUGUGCGCAGGUGUAGUUAUUCGUCUAAUUAUAGCCAUUCCACUUAUUGGAGUCCGUGUGUUGCUCUGGUUCCUUUCACUUUUUGUCAAUUUCGAAUCCACAACAUGGGACAAUGAUAUCAUUGACGGGAUGCAUUUCCUUGAGCAUUCCGUGCUACAGAUUCCGUUCUUUUUGAUGAGUCUGAUGAAAUAUCUGACACCCACCAUGGAUGAAAUGUUCAUGGAUUCCCUACAGUGGGUCGACAAAACCUAUUAUCAAAAACACAAAUCGGAGGAUCCCAAGAAUCUUAGAGCAACAUACUACCCCAAUCUCCGGAUGUAUACGGCUCAUGGGGAUCCUCACAAGCACAAGAGACCACGAGAAGCAGCCUUGAAGUUCUUGAUGCAGUAUUCGCGGAAAGCAGCCAUCUCUCUGGCCAUCUACUUUCUCUCCUAUACGCCUGUUAUUGGAAGAUUCGUCCUCCCAGCUGCAAGUUUUUACACGUUCAACAAGGCCGUGGGACCCGUUCCUGCUGUAGCCAUUUUCGGAAGUGGUCUUUUCUUGCCCAAGCGAUACCUUAUUGUCUUCCUGCAGAGCUACUUUGCUUCAAGGAGCUUGAUGAGGGAAUUGCUAUCUCCUUACUUCAGCCGCAUCAAGUUCACAUCUGCGCAAAGACGGCAAUGGUUCCAUGAUCGAGAGGGGCUGCUAUUCGGAUUUGGUGUAGGGUUUUAUUUAUUUCUGAAAAUCCCGCUGUUGGGCGUUCUCAUAUAUGGGAUUGCAGAGGCUUCAACGGCCUAUCUAGUCACCAAGAUUACGGAUCCGCCGCCGCCUCCAGCUUACAGUGAAAAGUUUGCUGAGAGUCAGAUCCGGUGGUCAAAUAAGAAAGAGUUUUUGAAACUGCCGUUGACUGAUCUCGACGCACAUAACGCCGAAACUGGAGAAGAUUCAGAGAAAGCGCAAGAAGCACGGCGCAGAAUCUUCAACCAGGGACUGCCAGCAAAAAAGUUUACCUGAUAUAGCAGCUGAUUAAAAAGCAAUUAUUAGUCCAAUAUCAAAUCAAGGAGAACUCGAUCGUUUCCCGCGGCUUCUGGCGCCCUAGAUAAUUUGAUUUCUGUAGCACUGGAAUCGAUAAUUGACUAAUUGUUUCGCCUCUUGACUAUACUUUCCUGCCUGAUCUACUGAAUUUAGCUUGGCAUGACUGGAUAAGAAAGAGCUGAAUCGUUGUUGAUGUUUAACCAAAAGCGCACUAAAGCAGAGUUUAGCUGGAGGAACUCAAACUUGUUUGGGGGCAACCCAACAGGGAAGGGGAAAAAAAAAAUAACCAACACAAAGACGGAGCAGACCGCCACUGAGGACAAGUGUAAUAAUAGCAAGUUGAUAGAAUGAAUUGAAUAGAAAGCAG